GCGCUGCGCCUGAGCUCCGCUCCAGAGUAGGUCCGGAACUACAAAUUCCGGUAGCCUUUGCACACCACGCCUGCGCUUUCUGUAGGUCCUGGGAAAGAAAGAAGGCGCGGAAGCUGUGGCGGCGGUGUGUAGCAACAUGGACAACGCAGGGAAGGAGCGUGAGGCAGUCCAGUUGAUGGCGGAGGCGGAGAAGCGAGUUAAAGCCUCCCACUCUUUCCUCCGAGGGCUGUUUGGAGGAAACACAAGAAUAGAAGAGGCUUGUGAAAUGUAUACCAGAGCUGCAAAUAUGUUCAAGAUGGCUAAAAAUUGGAGUGCUGCAGGAAAUGCAUUUUGUCAGGCAGCCAAGCUCCAUAUGCAGCUUCAGAGCAAACAUGAUUCUGCUACCAGCUUUGUGGAUGCUGGGAAUGCUUACAAAAAGGCAGACCCUCAAGAGGCUAUCAACUGCUUAAAUGCAGCCAUCGACAUUUACACAGACAUGGGAAGGUUUACAAUCGCAGCUAAACACCACAUUACCAUUGCUGAGAUUUAUGAGACUGAACUUGUAGACAUUGAGAAGGCUAUCGCACAUUAUGAACAAUCAGCUGAUUAUUACAAAGGAGAAGAAUCCAAUAGUUCAGCUAACAAGUGUCUACUGAAGGUGGCAGCAUAUGCUGCUCAGCUUGAGCAAUACCAGAAAGCCAUUGAAAUCUAUGAGCAGGUUGGAGCAAACACCAUGGAUAAUCCGCUGUUGAAGUACAGUGCAAAGGAUUACUUCUUUAAAGCAGCCCUCUGUCACUUCAUAGUCGAUGAGUUGAAUGCCAAGCUUGCUCUUGAGAAAUAUGAGGAAAUGUUUCCAGCAUUUACUGAUUCAAGAGAAUGUAAAUUAUUGAAAAAACUUCUAGAAGCUCAUGAAGAACAGAACAGUGAAUCUUACACUGAAGCAGUGAAAGAAUUUGACUCAAUAUCUCGCUUGGAUCAGUGGCUUACUACCAUGUUGCUUCGUAUCAAAAAGUCCAUCCAAGGGGAUGGAGAAGGAGACGGAGACCUAAAGUGAAACAAUUAUAAGUCUUUGUGGCAUGCAGCUAACCUCUCUUUAGUUUCCUUUUAGGGCUGAGUGAUCUUUAUGAGAUGUCUGUUUAAUGGCUUAAUUUUGUUGCACAUGAGCUCAAUGAAGUGUGUGCAGUUUUCAAGUUUGCUGUGUUUGUGUCAAUGUUAAACGGAUGGGUAAAAAGCUUCUGUGCAUACUAUGGGUAUAAUGGGUUAUUUCAUGCUUGCCAAAGUCCUUAGAGUUUUCUGAGAACCACUGCAGAAUUUUCUUAAUAUUUGAUGUUUGCAAAACCCAUGUUUAAUUUUGCCACAUAUUUUUCUGUUCUUUUUCUUGAACUUGAGUACCCAACCCAAUUGUUCUAAUUGAUGCUUUGAAUAUUCUCUGUAAAUUUGCAUCUGAAUAUAUUCUCUUAGUGUAUGUGUUAGUUAGGGUGGUUGUUAGGAAUAAGUUUAUGACUUCAUUCGAAAUUUUUUGUUGUUGUUAUCUUGUGAUUCUUUUGAUGUUGCUAAUGACUAGUUUCUUUGCUUUUGAUAUUGUUCCCUAUGCCAACAUGCAUGUGAAAAUUCAGAACAGCCAGGGUCUGCCUGAAUCACACUGUGAGAAAAGGGGACUUCCUGGUAUCACUUGCUUAUGUGUGAAUGAAUGUCAAGGUGGGUUCAACUGCUUUGUAUUUAUAUACACAGGCACACACACACAAAUAUAUAACAUCUGUGAGAAGUAGAACUUUUCCUUUUCCUAGACAGUUUCCACUUUUAGUUGGGGUAAAAAUCCCUGUUUAUAUUCACAUAAAGGUGUUUUAACUGGCACAUGUCUGCUCUUUCAUGUUCAUAUUCUUUCCGAUUGAGAUGGUAUCCUUCCUAUAUCCACAGUCAUGUACAUCCUCAUUGAGAAAGUAUUUCAGUAAUUUUAGUCAUUUAUUGAACGUGAUGAGUUAGAUAGGGUAAACAUGGUACAGAGGCUUAUUAUAUGCCUCCAACUAGCUUCUGAGGGGACUUGACUUUCCUCUUGGCUGAUGGAAUUGUUUUAGAUUUUGUGUUUGAACUUUGAACUCUGUCAUUUUCUUUUGUUUUACAUUACUAACAUGUACUCUAUUGAUUUAUGAACUUGAUCCCAUUAUGUUACAUGUUGACAUUAUAUUUUAGACAUGGCCUUGUUUCUUGAACCUCCUCUAUACGUAUUUUUAGGCUUAAAUUAUUUAUGUUCCAUGUGCAUUUGUUGCCAGAGAUAGCCUGUUUCUUUCUAAAUUGUGCUGCUUUCGUUAAUGACAGGUGGUGAAAUUCCCCAUCUUAUGUUAGAUAGUAACAGGUAUUUAAAUGCUUUCAUUUUUUUAAUAUUCUAUUUAUUUAGUUUUAGAGAGGGGAAGAGAGGUGAGAAACAUUGAUGUAAGAAACAUCAAUAGGUUGCCUCUCAUAUGCGCCCCAUCGAGGGACUGAGCCUCCUACCCAGACAUGUGCCCUAACCGGGGUCCUUUCACUUUGAGGGAUGAUGCCCAACCAAUUGAACCGCACCAGUCAGGGCUGAUGUUUUCAUUUUUGGAUGAUCCUCUACUGGGAUUAAGGGCCAGAAGUAGAAUGGGUGUGCCCAGUCCAAAGGCACAGUGAGAAGGAAGGUUUGGGAAUGGUGAAUAGGUUAGUCUGAGAUAAAGGAGAAAGCAGUAAAGAAAGUUGAGCCCUGGCUGGUGUGGCUCAGUGGACUGAGUGCCAGCCUGUGAACCAAAAGUUUACUCUUCGAUUCCCAGUUAGGGCACGUCUGGGUUUCAGGCCAGGUCUCUGGUUGGGGGUGUGUGAGAGGCAACCAAUCAGUGUUAUCUACUUGCACAUUGAUGGUUCUCUCCCUCUUUUUCCCUUCCUUCCCUUUUCUCUGAAAAUAAAUAAAAUCUUUAAAAAAGAAAUAAUUAAAAAAAAUAAAAGGAAGGUUGGAAGGGCCAGCUGAGGCCAUGUUGUGGAGGCUGUUUCUCAGGUGGCUGGGAGGAUUCCCUGGCUGUAGUUGUAGAGUGAUGUGUGCAAGGUGGACUGAUGGAGAGAAAGGUUAGUGGUUUCAUAGUAUCAGCUGAGAGCAGAGGGACUGGACCAGAAGACAUGGACACUGGUGUUGGGCCCUGGAAUCUGAUGAGUAUUUCUUUUUCCCUUCAGAAGUCAGGGAUUCUUAAAGCUGGUUAUCACUGAUAGUACAAUUUGGAAUGGAGUUCAUUUGCUACUCUCUUAUUUCCUGUUGGAAUCUCUUAUGAAAAUAAUAAGAGAGAAAAGUGGAUUUUUAUUGCUUUACCUAAUCUGUUUCACAGCCAUGCAAAUGUACUUUGUAAAAAGUUUUUCCAAAUGCACUUCUGUGAAAGUGAGGCAUGGGCAGUGCUUUUGUAGCCCAUGUCCUCUGGCCAUAAGUCUCUGCCACCUGGAGAGCAUUAAAAUCCUAGCCAGCCAGCAUGCUUCUUUUAUCACUAGCCUAAAAAGUGUGUUUCCACUUGUUAAAAGAACCUCCUGGUCUGACCAUUUAAAAUACAAACCAGAUGCUUUCUUUUAUGGGACAUCCAUUUAGCUUUUAUUAUGAUCCCCUAAUAAACCUGUGUGAAAAAGAGGUACAGUUUUUAAAAAUAAUAUUGGCAACAUUUUAUGUCAGAGACUUGCCUGUUUUGAAAUGAACAGUGGAAUUCAGUGUCUGAGUUAAAGAUUUUUUUUUAAUAUUUCACAGGAAAGUAAAAAUAAGUGUAAUGACUAGAACAGACCUGCUAGAAAGUAAAAGGAAAAUGAGAGGGAAAAAGCUCCAUUAACAGUAGCCAAACAUCCUUCCUUGAAGUGUUCCAUUGUCGAAUGUAGGAUCAUGAACAAAAUAUGAUGACUGUUUGUUACAGUUCUUGUAUUUUAGCAAAUCUGGGGUUAGUUCAUGGUCAAAGUCAGUUAAAAUUUCUUACAGGAAAGCUUUGCUUUUUGUAGCAACAUUUUUAUAGCUUGUGUGAGUUCCUUUUUUAUAUAAUGAUUUGAAAACAGUAUUUUUGCACAGUUGUGACUGUUAUGAUGGUGUGACUAUAAUGAAAGAGUGUGCAUUUGUUUCCUUUGACACUUUGCAUUUAAAGUAUCCAAAUGAAAACCUUUGUGGCUUUCUUUGGAGGGUUGGGCAACUAUGACCUGCCUGCCACCUAUGGUAUGCUAACAGGUUCCUGCCUGUGAAGUUCUGAGUUGGUCACUGUGGUGUUUUCUUCUCUCAUACUCUUAGGUAGAGGAUUGUAUUAUGAAAACUAACCAUAAACCUACCUUAGCAGAAGAGUAUGUAUGUUUUAUGUGAACCUGUAAAUAAAAUGGAAAUUAUAAGUAAUAUUUUGACAGGUCUUUUCUACCUAAAUUUGUACAGAUCAUGAGUAGCUUCCUUUCUUGAAGUUAUUCCUAUUCAGUUUAAGGCAAUAAUUCUCUAGGCUUUUUGAAUAUCCUUUGAAACUUGAGUUUGACUAUGCUAAAAUCUUUCACUUUUUGGAAAUUCAGGGAACUGUAAUGAUUUUGCACACUAAGGGUUUAUGAAAGAAGCCCUGGUUAUAGUCUGUUGAUAGGCUGCUAAAUUUGCACAAUGACUUUGUAAGCCUCCCAUUCUCAUCCCUAUCUGUUGCCCUGAUAAGGAAUGCUGCUUGCAUCCUUUGGACUUGCAAAGUUGAGGGAGGACUGGUUCACAGAAAACUGCCAGGUGGGAGAGGAGAGAAGGAGGGGCAGGGAACCCUGAAGUUACUCAACUCUUUUGGCAUUUAUUGAACUUGCAGAUGUCUGUACAGGGUUAGCACAUGCCCCUGGGCAAGGUUGAGCCCACUGGCCUCUAUGGAGGAAGAGGGUGCCAUGUGGUAUAGUAGAAUGGGUCACCUCAUCCUAAGAGCAAUGUUCAGGUCAUUAAGCAUAUUCCUAUAACUUAAAGAUAAUACAGCAAAUUUUGAAAAAAAAAGAAUGGUAGAACAGACCAUCCCAACCUACGAAUUCUGAUAAGUUGUUGAUCAUUCAAGGUUUAGUUUAUCUCAGAAUCAUUAUUUCCUAACAGAAAGAAGCCACUAUGGUGGUUAAAAAAAACUAGUUUUGCCAGCCUUGGUAUGAGUCCUGUACAGAUUGACAAAGGUAAGUGGGUGGGUUCUGGGGCUUAACUGGGUAACAUGCUAGGUAGCCCCUGACCUGUGUUUGUAGCUUGCUCAGUCAUAUCUGCCCACAUUUAGGUAUAUGUGAGCAAAUGGUCCUUUGCACAAGUGCCCUCCCCUACUGAAAUAAAAUAUUGUUACUUCAAGUUUCACACUGUCAAGUUUAAUUAAAGGGAUGACCACUCAUUGGUCUCAAAAAAUGUCCCUGUGUGAUAAGGUAUAAAUUUAACAAGUUACAACGAAGUUGUAACUUACCAUCAAAUUUGUUGGUUUGGAUUAUCGGAUUUCAUAGCAAAACCACAUUUGUUAAAAUUACCUUCAAUAAAGGUCUUCUCCCACCACAUGGUCCAUUUUUUCCCAAAGUGUAAAACAAAAAUUUUGGUAAAACUAAAAUCAGCAGAGAUCUUUGGAGUUCAGGCUGAGACUAGUUCCCAUACUAUGGUUGAAAGGCACUAAAUCACUCCCUUAACUGCCUUUUCUGAGGCUCUAGGAGAAGCAGCCAGCACCAAGGGCACUUUCCCAGUCAUGGAUUUAGGACUGACAUAGUGAUACGAUAGGUUGCUUUCCCUCAGGGAGACUGUACUUGGACUAAGAGAGAUAGGAGGAGAUGCCCCACAAACCCCUCAAUGAUGAGUCUUCCAUAAGGUUAACAGACUUCUAUUCUCAGAGGCAGCUUUACCUUCCCAGGAAGCAAAGAAAUAGAUAAACUGGAGAAAUAAGUCUUCUAUAUGAUGCAAUCUUAAACACGACAUUGAAAAAACCAGUCCACUUACACAUUCCACAGCAACAGCUGCACAGGUUACUUCUAUACAAGUAAAGGUUAGUGUUACUUAUCACUAGGCCUUUUACUUCUAAAGAAUAAGUGUGCAGUUCACAUAGUUAAAACUAAAGAGAUUAUUCCUAGGACUACAGUCUUGAUUUUAAACUUCCUUAUCCAUGAAAUUAAGAAAAUUAUACUUGUUUCAAUCUACAGAGCCUAAAUUCUAAUAACAGGGAAAAAACUUGCAAAACUAUUUUACAAACAUUUAUUAACACAUUAAAUGACUUUUUAUAGAAUUUCUAAAGAAAAUUUUAUGACAAAAAUGCAUCUAGUAGGUAACAAAAUAAUCUAUUAUUUAAAUUCCUUCUCAUUAAGAUGACUUUACUCCAUGAAACAGUACAUCAGUUAGGCAGGUUCAUUCUUACCAAGAAUAAAAUGGCUAUGUAACUGUCACUGUUUGUUGUUGUUCUGUAACCUAGUUAGGAUAUAUUGUCAUAAUUGAAUUUGAACUAGUUCAGUACCACUGUUCUUUAAGAGCAGGUGUGAAACAUGUUAUCAGCACCUAAAACACACCUUAUAGUGGCUUUAGUAUGUAACAUGUUAUAAACUAGAACAAAAUAAGCACAUAGGAAGAAAGUUUUCCCUCAUUAAUGUUUCUGGAAUGGUAUAGCCAUGUCUUCAUCCUGGAACUUAUGGAUAAGUUCUUUCUCUUAGAAAUGAAAGUGUUUUCACAGUAAGUUAAUAAAUUAAAAUGUAGAAAAACUGUCAACAGAAUUCCCUUUUAAGGCUGUCUUUAAAUAAAUAUGUUUAGGGUUACUUAUGAGUCACAACUACAUACAAAAGCCACUGGAACCAUGAAUCAAGCUUAGUAAAUACAGCAGAAUUAUCCUUUCAUUGCAAAUUCAUUAACUCCAGCAUAACACAGCCAAAGGGGCAUUUACGACAAAUUAUUGGUUCUCUACAA
Messenger RNA from Phyllostomus discolor (pale spear-nosed bat), 6850 nucleotides. RefSeq names its product NSF attachment protein beta (gene NAPB). The coding region runs from base 137 to 1033 and encodes 298 amino acids. The transcript is spliced from 11 exons. Gene Ontology annotation, molecular function: syntaxin binding; soluble NSF attachment protein activity. Gene Ontology annotation, biological process: SNARE complex disassembly; intracellular protein transport; synaptic transmission, glutamatergic. Gene Ontology annotation, cellular component: synaptobrevin 2-SNAP-25-syntaxin-1a complex; vacuolar membrane; terminal bouton. The record is from RefSeq and is a predicted model, not a curated record. Lineage: Eukaryota; Metazoa; Chordata; Mammalia; Chiroptera; Phyllostomidae.